GGUGUCGAGAUGCGGCAGUGGAUUGAUGACGUAUGCGGCGUCAAGCGGAGGCUGACCACUCAGCAUCAACAGGAGGCAGCACAGCAACACAACUUUAUCGCCAAACAUCAUGGACUUGGCCGAGGGAUCUGACUAUUCCAGCGCCAAGAGGGAGAGGUCGCGCUCCCCGAUUGAUGAGGACAGCCGAGACAGAGACGGUGGCAACGACCAUGAUGGGGACCGGGACCGUGGCCGCCGGAUGGACCGUGGGCGUCGCAUGGACCGCUCAAGGGGUGGCGGGAGACGAGGCUCAGAGGACACGCGGAUCUACGUUUCCAACAUUCCCUAUGAGUACAAGUGGCAGGAUCUAAAAGACUUGUUCAGGAAAGAGGUGGGAGAGGUGGCAUACGUAGAAAUGUUCAAUGAUGAGAACAACAGACCACGAGGGUGUGCUGUGAUUGAGUUUGAGAGCAUGGAUCUGGUGGCCAAGGCUGUCAAGACCAUGCACAGGUUUGAACUCAAGGGCCGGAAGUUGGUGGUGAAGGAGAAAGCAGAUGAUCUCCCACUUGCCUACUUGUCACAGAUCCGCAUGGGGAAUAGAAUGGGUGGACCAUCUCGCCAGGACUUCGACUCAGACAGAGACCGCCGCAUGAUGAAAUCCGACAUGCGCAGCAGAGACUUUGCCCGGGGCUCUGACAUUGGGGGCCCUCCCAGCAUGUCCGUCAACAAGUUUGGCAAUACGUAUGGCCUGUCCACAGUGUUCCUGGAGUCACUCGGCAUCACUGGACCUCUAGUCAACAAGGUGUUCGUAGCUAAUUUGGAUUACAAGGUGGACGACAAGAUGCUGAAGGAUGUGUUUAAGAUCGCAGGAAAGGUUGUCACUGUGGAGAUCAGCAAAGACCAGGAUGGGAAGAGUCGAGGCUUUGGAGUUGUUGAGUUUGAACACCCAGUGGAGGCAGUUCAGGCCAUCUCCAUGUUCCACAACCAGACUUAUUAUGACCGGAAGAUCAGUGUGAGGAUGGAUCGCGUCACAGAAAAGCAGGAAUCGACGGCCACCAAGCUACCGCCUGGCCUGAAGAGUCUCGGUAUGGGCCUUGGAGUCAAUGGCACUGCUCUCACUGACGUCGCAAGUCUGCCCAAUGCUGUUGCCACAGGGGUGUCUGCCUCACUGCCAGGCAUGGGCUCCAUGACCUCAAACAUGGGCACAAUGGGCAAUCAAAACAUGGGCAUGAUGGGCAUGGGAGGCACAACUGGCAUGGGGACAGGGAUGGCCAACCUUGGCACUGGCAUGGGGAACCUGGGUAACAUGGGCACAGGUCUCAGCAGUCUGGGGAACAUGGGCACCGGCAUGGGCAACAUGGGUACCGGGAUGAACACCAUGGGCAAUGGGAUGGGGUCCUCCAUCAUGGGGGGCAUGGGCACCUCCAGCAGCAUGGUGUCCAACCUGACUGGUGUGGGAGCUGGGCUGGCUGGUGGUGGUGGUGGCCUGGUGGGCUCCAGCCUGUCCCGGGGUAGCCUGGGCAGCAGUGGCGGUGGUGGAGGUGGCUACAGCUCCUAUGGGUCGUCCAGCCUCUCCAGGGAGUACAAUCAUGCCAGUGGCACCAACAACAGCUCCAGCUCGUACUCUGGCUACAGGAACAUCAUCCAGCUGAGCCACCUCCCCCUGGACUACACGUGGCAAUCCUUGCGUGACCUGUGCCGAGAGUUUGGGGAGAUAAGGUUUGCUGAAAUUCGCUCCAAGGGAACUGGAACAGUCCGCUUCCAGACCGAGUCUGAUGCCCGGAGAGCAGUCGAAAUGUUGGAUCGGCAGCGUCUGGAUGGAAGAAUUCUGGAUGUGGUGCUGUUGUAGAGCAGGUGACAAAGACCACGUCAACAAGGUGAAGCAGAGAGGGCCUUCCCAUGCACCAGGCUGGCCUGGCUCACAAGACUUCAGAAUCAAGGUAAAGGCUGCUUGCAGGGGAGAAACUUUCAUCUUGGUGGCAGUCUCGUUUUUUGACUGGUUUACGAGGAUUCAGUUUGUCCUGUUUUUCCAAUCUUGCAAGGCUGUUUCGUCACAGAAGACUGACUGCCUGCCUUCUUGUGUCUUGAGAGGAUUGUUGGCGGCAGUGAGGACACAGUUCCAACUUGAAAUCUCUGGUGGUCGAAAAUUUGAACUGAGUGGCAGUGUUUUUGAAGACGUGUUUUGUCGGUGUCUUUCGGAUCAUUGCUGCCUCUGCACCAUUGUGGAAUUUGACCAUCGCUCUUGGUAGUAUUUUUGGUAUUGAAGUAGGCACUGAUGUAUGUAGAUUAGAUAGAAGAAUAUGAGUGUCAUUUCUGAUAAAGUUUUUUGUCUUUUCUUUUUACGUCUUGAAUCCAUUGAACUAAGUUUAGCCCACUAGUUGCUAAUCUUUGGCCCAUUGUGAGGAUGUAUCUUCAAUACUUACUAUUAGCCAUUUCAUUACAUGUUGAACACGUGCUCAGUUGCGUACAAUUGAAGGUGGACUAGCAUAACUGGAUAACUGUACCUGUUAUAGAUAAGAUGUACUUCACAAAUAAAUGGGCUGUGGGCCUUUGCUGGUGUUUUUUCUUGUUGUCCUCUAGACUUUUGCAUUUAACCUUUCGUGUUAAAGGCUUGUGUGUGUUUUAUGUAGUCAUGCUCUGUGAAUUUGCCUUCUUGGUACUGAGAAGCUUCCUCGCCUCUCUGCAGGCAUGAAGUCGGUCAUGUUGUGAAGCUUUGUGUUGCUGGCUGCAAUGAUUGGUAGUCUGGGGUGUCACUAAUAGCCUGGGUGUGGAGGGAGUCUAACCUGACAUGCAUUGCAUUCCAGGUCAUCCAAGGGGCAUAAAUAAGUUUCUAAUGCCAUUUAGUCCACAGCUGAUUUUAAGAGCCAUGGUGGCUGACUUUAUGGAGGGAUGUGGUUGUGGUGCAUCUUGAGGUUGUGGUACAAUCUAGGGUGGAUGUUAGGCAUUGCAGUGAUAUGUUGUGAAUUAUUGUUUAGAUCAGUGUAGUGUCUGUGUGCUGGGCUGGCCAAGGUUUGCCUUGAAGGGAGGGAGUUGAGGCAAGACGUCACAUCUUGUCUCGCGGGGUGUUGUGUUGUGUUGGUGUGCUUGAAUACAGUGGUGGAGGCUUCAGGGUUGGUAAUUCAUCAAGUAGUGAUGUGUGAAGCUGCCAGGAUGAUGUGGCUGUUGUGUGGGGAUAAAAUUUGUGGAAAUCUGUUUUUGAUUCAUUCAUGUUUGGUCUGGAUGGAAGCAGUUUAUUGUAUAAUUUUCAUUGGUAUUUCAGUGUUCAAUAUGCUGCCAGGCCAGCUGGUGAUCAGCAUAUAUUUCAAAUUGGAAGUUGUACAAACUUGCCAGCCUUGAAUUUCUACCAUUGACUGUCCCAUAUAUUUUUACCGUGCUUCUUGCUUUUGUUGGGCGCCAUGUAAGUCUGGCUGUUGCAUUGCUGAGAGAGCAAGUGUGCAGCUUGCCUUGCAGUGGUGUGGUGGUGGUGGUGGUCUCAGGGAAAGACAUUCAGAAAUCUUGUAUUCAGUUGAAGUUAAUGUUUUAUUUGAAUUUUUGUUAUUUUUUAUUUGUCCACCUAAGAGAAUCAAUGUUUACUGUUUUUCUUAAUUUCUCCUAUUGAUACAUCAAUUUAAAAUUCAGCUUUCAUAUUUGCCUUAGUUAAUGUUAUCAAAAUUUUCCCAAGAUUACAGGUGUAAUCCUUUGUGUUUGUGCUUCCUUUCUUGAGUAGUGGGGACAUGUGUGGUCAGUGUGUGGUGGUCUGUGACUUGGCCAUGUGUGGUGCAGUGACAGUUAUGGGUGUGCUUUGCUGUGGUCCUCAUGUGAAAGGAUAGUAAUUUACAAACUAAUAUUGUAAACCUGUAUUGACGUGGCAUGAAUGAUGGUGGUGUGGCUCAUCUUGUGUGGUGUUGUGUUGGUGCUGGUGGUGUUGGUCUGUUUAGAUGCUCUGCUGUUUUUCUUCCUUGAGACUCACUAGUCUGGUUAGUUCAGGAAAACUUUGGUCAGGGUUACAUUGUAGACAGUUAUUAGUCAGUGUGAAGCAAAAACAGUACAAAAGAUGUACAAUAUAAUACUAUUGUCUUUUGAGCUAGUUUUCUGUCAGUACAGUCUUCAGGUUUGAAUUACAAAAGAUGUACAAUUGAAUACUAAUGUUUCGUCAACCAGCGUUUACAAUUGUAAGCCCAUUUAUUUGCUCAAGUGAAUAUUUUCUAUUUUUGUGUGUAUGUGUGUGCAUGCUUGCACAUGGGCAGUGUUCUGCAGGAAAUAUCAAAGCUUUUUUGUUAUUUUUAUAAAUGAAAAAUAAGGAUGGUUGAUGUCUUCUCUGAUGAGUUCUUAGACUAAGAGCAAGUUAUUGGUGUACUGAAGAUUGGUGAUGCACUGUGCCGUAUGUCACGACCAGGGGAGGAGGAGGCUGGUGAUGCAUUGUUUUUGGAUGUUCCACAGAUGUUCUGUCAACUUGUAAUGGACGAGAAGUUUUGCUAAUUUCGGAGUUCUGAAUAAAGUUUAUCCUUUCACGUAAGAA
This is a messenger RNA of Portunus trituberculatus (swimming crab), 4477 nucleotides long. RefSeq names its product myelin expression factor 2-like. The coding region runs from base 110 to 1828 and encodes 572 amino acids. Gene Ontology annotation, molecular function: mRNA binding. NCBI's taxonomy places the organism in Eukaryota, Metazoa, Arthropoda, Malacostraca, Decapoda, Portunidae. Gene Ontology annotation, cellular component: cytoplasm; nucleus. The transcript is spliced from 11 exons. The record is from RefSeq and is a predicted model, not a curated record.